UACAAGUUGCAAAAAUUCAAUAUUUGCCAGCAGUUAAAAGAAAAGAAAAGAAAAGAAAAGAAAAGAAAAGCAUAGCUAUAUUUUUGUGUGCUAAUCCUCUAUGGCUCUCCACUCACCCAAACACAGUGAUGCCAUAAUAUUUCUAAGCAAUGACAGUUCCCUGGGGAAAUUAAAACCCCAGAAGAGGUUGCAGUUGGUUUUUAGAGCCAUAUAUUUUGUGGCUUUCUUGACCAAGAAAAAGAUUGGUAGAAACACAUUAAUCCUUUCUCAGUUGUUGCGCAAUCCAUCUAUCGUUAUCGAAAUUGAAAGCAUCAAUGAUCAUAAGGAAGAAGAACUCUUUCAUGGCAUCAACAAGGAAGCACUUGCCAAGUUGGUCAGAGAGAAAGACUUCAAUGGCCUCCUCCAAUUUGGAGGGGUGCGGCAAAUCGAAGAAAUUCUUGGAUCAGACCAGAAGUCAGGUUUAAGAAUGAACGAGAAUGACCUACAACAAAGAAAGAAAACUUUCGGCUCCAACAUUUAUGAGAAGCCACCAGCCAAGAGUUUCUUGAGUUUUGUACUUGAAGCUUUCAAAGACACAACCAUUAUCAUCCUUCUGGUAUGUGCUGUUUUCUCCCUCGGCUUUGGAAUUAAACAGCACGGACCCAAGGAAGGAUGGUAUGAUGGCGGAAGCAUCAUCGUUGCGGUUGUUCUUGUCCUUGCAGUUUCUUCCAUCAGCAACUUCAAACAAAGCAGGCAAUUUAUGAAGCUCUCGGAUGAAAGCAAAGAUAUAAAAGUGGAAGUAGUGAGAGACGGACGCAGACAGGAAGUAUCAAUCUUUGAAAUAGUUGUUGGUGAUGUUGUCUGUCUUAAAAUUGGCGAUCAAAUUGCAGCAGAUGGACUCUUCUUGGAUGGCCACUCGCUGCAAGUAGACGAGUCCAGCAUGACAGGUGAAAGUGACCACGUUCAAAUAAACAAGACACAGAAUCCCUUUCUGGUCUGCGGAACAAAGGUAAUGGACGGAUAUGGACACAUGCUUGUCACAUCAGUGGGUACAAAUAAUGCAUGGGGUCAGAUGAUGAGCAAUAUAACAGAUGACAAGAAUGAGGAAACCCCACUGCAACAUCGGCUAAACAAGCUUACCAAGUAUAUUGGGAGCGUUGGUCUAUUGGUGGCUUUUCUUGUUCUACUCACUCUAUUGAUCCGUUAUUUCACAGGACAUAGCGAAGAUGACAAUGGUCAUCAGGAGUUCAUAGGAAGCAAAACCAAAGCAGGUGAUAUCAUGAAUUCUUUGGUUCGCAUAAUUGCUGCAGCAGUAACCAUCAUAGUGGUUGCAAUUCCAGAAGGUCUGCCAUUGGCUGUCACGUUAACUUUGGCAUAUUCUAUGAGAAGAAUGAUGCUGGAUCAUGCGAUGGUCCGUAAGCUAUCUGCAUGUGAGACAAUGGGAUCAGCAACUACCAUCUGCACAGACAAAACCGGCACUCUCACCUUAAACCAGAUGCAGGUAACUGAAUUUUGCUUAGGAACAGAUAUGAUUAUGACGACAUCACAGAUAGCACCUGAAGUUCUUGAAUUGCUACAAGAGGCUGCUGGUUUGAAUACUACAGGUGAAGUUUACACGACACCUUCUGGUCCUCCAGAAAUCUCUGGUGGCCCAACUGAGAAAGCGAUUCUAUCAUGGGCCAUGACCAGUUUACUAGUGAACUUUAAUGAAUUAAAUCGAGAGCAUCGAAUCGCCCAUGUUGAAGUUUUCAAUUCACAAAAGAAAAGAAGUGGGCUAUUGGUAAUAAAAAAUAGUACAGGGAAAGUUUAUACACAUUGGAAGGGUGCUGCAGAGAUGAUUCUAGCUAUGUGCUCCACUUAUUAUGUCAAAGGUGGAAUAAUUGCACCUAUAGAUCAUGAAGAAAGAAAAGAACUUGAGUUGAAGAUCAAAUAUAUGGCAAGCAAGAGCUUGCGAUGUAUUGCAUUUGCUUGCAAAGAAAGCAAUCCACAAAGUCAAAUUCUUGAAGAAACCGAACUAACCUUAUUGGGUCUGGUGGGUCUAAAGGACCCAUGUAGGCCUGGCGUAAAAGAGGCAGUAGAAUCCUGCAGGGCUGCUGGUGUUAGCAUUAAAAUGAUUACUGGGGACAAUGUGUUCACAGCCAAAUCAAUAGCUUUUGAAUGUGGAAUUCUCCAACCAGGUGAAGACUUGAAUAUUGCAGUAAUUGAAGGAUCGACAUUCAGGAAUUACUCACAAGAAGAGAGAAUGGAGAUUGUUGAAAGAAUACGCGUGAUGGCAAGAUCAUCACCGUUUGACAAGCUUUUGAUGGUUGAAUGCUUGAAGCAGAAAGGCCAUGUUGUAGCAGUAACAGGUGAUGGAACAAAUGAUGCUCCUGCGUUAAAAGCAGCAGACGUUGGACUUUCCAUGGGAAUCCAAGGCACAGAAGUCGCAAAGGAGAGCUCCGAUAUAGUUAUCUUGGACGACAAUUUCGAUACAGUGGUCACGGUCUUGAAGUGGGGUAGGUGCGUAUAUAAUAACAUUCAAAAGUUUAUUCAGUUUCAGCUCACAGUAAAUGUUGCUGCUCUUGUUAUUAACUUUGUUGCUGCUGCAUCAUCUGGAGAAGUCCCUCUAACUGCAGUCCAACUUCUAUGGGUUAAUCUCAUAAUGGAUACUCUUGGGGCCUUAGCUUUGGCAACUGAGCGACCCAGUAAUGAACUAAUGAACAAGAAACCAGUUGGGCGAACUGAACCUUUGAUAACUGCUGUGAUGUGGAGGAAUAUCAUUGCUCAAGCCUUAUACCAGGUAACAGUGCUAUUGAUCCUGCAGUUCAAAGGAAGUGCCAUCUUUCAUGUGAAUAAGAAGGUAAAAGACACCUUGAUCUUCAACACUUUCGUCUUCUGUCAAAUCUUCAAUGAGUUCAAUGCCAGGAAGUUGGAGAAGAAAAACAUAUUCCAUGGAAUACUGAAGAACAGACUGUUUAUUGGGAUAGUGGGAAUGACAAUACUUCUCCAGGUAAUUAUGGUUGAAUUCCUGAGGAGGUUUGCCAAUACUGAAAGGCUGAACUGGAGGCAAUGGGCCGUAUGCAUGGGUAUUUCUUCACUUUCAUGGCCUAUUGGUUGGAUUAUGAAGUGCAUUCCUGUAUCCAACAAGUGAAAAGUUCAAUCACUAAAGGUGCAGCUAAAGACACAAGAAUAGCCAAAUAGUACUUGGCUCUUCUCCUUUUUUCUUUCUCAUCCAUUUAGAACUUUGUUCUUUUAUUGCCUCUCCUAAAUAUGUCUCACUGCUUUUUACAGUAUAUUGAAGUAAAGUUUACUCCUUCAAGGCCCCACAUAUGCAUCAUAUGAGUGUUAUACCAGUGCAGAUGU
This is a messenger RNA of Nicotiana tabacum (common tobacco), 3321 nucleotides long. RefSeq names its product putative calcium-transporting ATPase 13, plasma membrane-type. Gene Ontology annotation, cellular component: intracellular membrane-bounded organelle; plasma membrane. The record is from RefSeq and is a predicted model, not a curated record. Gene Ontology annotation, molecular function: ATP hydrolysis activity; ATP binding; P-type calcium transporter activity. Lineage: Eukaryota; Viridiplantae; Streptophyta; Magnoliopsida; Solanales; Solanaceae. Gene Ontology annotation, biological process: calcium ion transmembrane transport.